CAUAUGUUUGAUGGGAAGAACCAACCGGCUUUAGCAGCGAUGUUGUUAUGGCGAUACAUAAGCUUUAUUGAUAUGACAUUUUAAUUCAAGAUCACUCUGCAAAACGAUAAGAGAUGAACCGGUUUUGAACGUUAAUGCCAUAAACAAACAUAGGGAAAUGAGAAAGGGAAAAAAGCACCAGCAAGUAAACAGUAAUGGGAGCAGACGGAAUAGUAGUACAAAUCGAAACGAGAAGGGACACGCCGAACAUGUGUCCUGGAAAAAGCAGAAGCUCGUUGACAUACACCAAGCUCUCAACAGUGACCCAGUGGACAUUGAAACCCUGCGAAAGGCGGCUGUGAGCGAGGGUGGUCUACUGACCGAUGAUAUCAGGAGAAAAGUCUGGCCCAAACUACUCAACGUCAAUGUGUACAACCUCCCAACAAAACCUGGGAGAGAUGUCAGGGAGAACCACAAGGACUACAACCAGGUCCUUCUGGACGUCAGGAGAUCAAUGCGCCGUUUUCCUAGAGGAAUGCGGGUUGCUGAGAGAGAGGUGCUGCAGGAACAGCUGAUUGACAUCAUCCUGGAUGUUCUGAGGAGGAACCCGCAGCUGCACUAUUACCAGGGCUACCAUGACAUCGUGGUCACCUUCCUGCUUGUGGUGGGGGAGAGGAUGGCCAUAGCCCUGGUGGAGACCCUCUCAAAUCACCACCUCAGGGAUUUCAUGGACCCCACAAUGGACAGUACAAAGCACAUCCUGAAUUACUUGAUGCCAAUUCUGGAGCAGGUGGACCGAGAGCUACAUGACUUUAUGCUACAGGCUGAAGUUGGCACCAUCUUUGCUCUCAGCUGGCUCAUCACCUGGUACGGCCACGUCCUCUCCGACUUCCGGCACGUUCUUCGGCUCUAUGACUUCUUCCUGGCCUCCCAUCCUCUGAUGGCCAUCUACUUUGCCGCCGUGAUUGUGCUGCAUCGGGAGAAAGAGGUGAAGGCCAGUGAGUGUGACAUGGCCAUGGUCCACCACCUGCUCUCCAACAUCCCCCAGAACCUGCCCUACGAGGAGCUCAUCGAGCGCGCACAGAGCCUCUUCGCCCGCUACCCCCCCUCCCAGCUGGCCAAGAGAGCCGCUCUGCAGUCCCGGAAGAGUAUCGCCAUCAGCACCUUCCAGGACUUCCAGCAGACCACCCUCCAGCAGCGGCCCGACUCCGUCCUGCGACGCCAGCGCCUGACCCACGGUCAGCUGGCCCUGACUGACGACACUGCCGCGGCAGCGACGCCCGCCUCCGCCAACCAGCUGGUCAAGAUGGCCGUGUGGGGCAUCUCCGCCACCCUGGGAGCCGCGGCGUUGGCGGUGGCCCAGACGGCCUUCGAGUGGGGACCCGACCUCCUCCUCCAGCUCUUCUAGAGAAACAAACAAACAAACAAACAAACAAACAAAUACAAAAUCACUACAAUCCCCAGUACCUCCUCCUCCAGCUCUUCUAGAGAAACAAACAAACAAACAAACAAAUACAAAAUCACUACAAUCCCCAGUAUCCCAAACCAAACCCCCUGAUUUGGUGUGCCAAACCUUCCGUACUAGUCCUCUGCAACAUCCUGCCAUAAGUGACCUCUGGGUAAUUUCCCCGUGACUCAAAACACUGACUCAUUUAUUUCCGAAGCGGUUUUUAAAGCCUAGAUUUCCAGCCCCCUCUCAUUUGUAUCAGGAGUGAAGGGUCUGAAGUCUGAGUUUUUUGCUAAUGAAGCACAGUUUGCCCGAUGGUGGACCAUCAGCAUUUUGUCUUAGAGGGCUGAACUGCCCGAGAAGCUGAUUCAUGCACAUUCAUAGCUCUGUGCUGUGUGAAUGACUGAAAUAGGCAUAAUUUCAUAAUAGUGUUUUCUAUUCUUCAGCUUUUACACCGUCAAGAGAGAGAGGACAGUGUGUGUGUGUGAGAGAGAGAGAGAUAAAAAACACAAAUUGAAUGAUUGCCAGGUGACUGCCUGGCAAGAGCACCUUGUGUGUGUUCUAGCAAAAGUAAAGAACUGUAAAGAAUAUGCUUCUUCGGAGGGGAAAAUCCAUUUUUGGCCUUUGAUGACUCCAUCCAUGCAUUUCCAUCUGUGUAUUUUACAUGUUCAGUCUUUGCUCACUUGAACUACUUUGGAAAACCUGAUGCUUCUGUAAAGCUGAAGUUUUUUAACUAGAAUGUCUUACGUGCUGAGAAGAUACAGAAGAAGAA
Molecule: messenger RNA, 2198 nt
Organism: Sardina pilchardus (European sardine)
Lineage: Eukaryota; Metazoa; Chordata; Actinopteri; Clupeiformes; Clupeidae
Exons: 8
Coding region: 158-1387 (409 amino acids)
Biological process (GO): endoplasmic reticulum to Golgi vesicle-mediated transport; positive regulation of GTPase activity
Cellular component (GO): endoplasmic reticulum membrane
Molecular function (GO): GTPase activator activity
Source: RefSeq, a predicted model, not a curated record